Molecule: messenger RNA, 3626 nt
Organism: Lagopus muta (rock ptarmigan)
Lineage: Eukaryota; Metazoa; Chordata; Aves; Galliformes; Phasianidae
Gene: GARNL3
Product: GTPase activating Rap/RanGAP domain like 3
Exons: 29
Coding region: 164-3154 (996 amino acids)
Biological process (GO): regulation of small GTPase mediated signal transduction; activation of GTPase activity
Cellular component (GO): cytoplasm
Molecular function (GO): GTPase activator activity
Source: RefSeq, a predicted model, not a curated record
GGCGCGACCAGCAGCGCGGAGUCUGAGCAGCUCGCGCAGCAUAGCGGGCGCGCGCGCGAGGCGCCUGUGCGUCCGGGCAGCGGGAUGUGUGAGAGGAGAUCUCGUCGUCUCUCUCGAGCGAGACGCGACGCUGGAGCGGUGAGGUCCCGGCCUCGCCGCCUGCAUGGAGCUGAGCAGCGCAGAGGCGGUGUCCACCCGUUUCCUCGGCCUUACUCAGCGCUCAGUCUCUGAAGAUCUUGGUUGCAGACGUGGAGAGUUCAGCAGGAAGCACUAUGGAUCCGUGGAGCUUCUUAUAUCUAGUGAUGCUGAUGGAGCUAUUCAGAGAGCUGGACGAUUCCGUGUGGAAAAUGGCUCCGCUGAUGAGAAUACAGGCUACACUCCAGGUACAUGGCACAGGACAGAUGUGCAUUUGGAAAAUCCAGAGUAUUAUACAAGAUGGUAUUUCAAAUAUUUUUUAGGAAAAGUUCAUCAAAAUUAUAUAGGUACAGACUCAGAGAAGAACCCUUUCUUUCUGUCUGUUGUACUUUCUGACCAAAAUAAUCAGCGUGUUCCUCAAUACCAUUCAAUUCUUUGGAGAAAAACGGGUACUCAGAAAAUAUGUCUCCCUUACAGUCCCACAAAAACAUUAUCAGUGAAAUCUAUAUUAAGUGCAAUGAGUCUUGAGAAAUUUGAGAAGGGGCCAAGGGAAAUUUUUCAUCCUGAUAUACAGAAGGAUUUAUUGGUUCUUGAAGAGCAAGAGGUAAAUGGAUCUGUGAAUUUUAAAUUUGGAAUCCUUUAUGCUAAGGAUGGGCAGCUUACAGAUGAUGAAAUGUUCAGCAAUGAAACUGGAAGUGAAAGCUUUCAAAGAUUUUUGCAUCUCUUGGGUGACACGAUUACUUUGAAAGGCUGGACAGGCUACAGAGGGGGACUGGACACAAAAAAUGAUACCACAGGAACCUUUUCCAUCUAUACAGUUUACCAAGGGCAUGAAAUUAUGUUCCAUGUUUCAACAAUGCUACCAUAUUCUAGAGAGAACAAACAGCAGGUAGAAAGGAAGCGGCAUAUUGGAAAUGACAUUGUCACUAUCGUAUUUCAGGAAGGAGAAGAGACUGCUCCAGCAUUCAAGCCAUCCAUGAUUCGCUCUCAUUUUACACAUAUUUUUGCCUUAGUGAGAUAUAAUAAGGAAAAUGAUAGUUACAGGCUAAAAAUAUUUUCAGAAGAAAGCGUUCCUCUCUUUGGGCCUCCACUUCCAUCCCCACCUGUGUUUACAAAUCACCAGGAAUUCAGGGAUUUUGUUUUGGUUAAAUUAAUAAAUGGGGAAAAAGCCACCUUGGAAACACCAACGUUUUCUCAGAAACGUCAGCGUACUCUAGACAUGCUGAUCCGCUCUUUAUACCAGGACCUGAUGCCUGAUCUGCACAAGAACAUGCUGAACAGGAGGUCCUUCAGUGAUGUGUUACCAGAGUCUCCAAAAUCAACACGGAAGAAGGAGGAAGCUCGGCAAGCAGAAUUUGUCCGACUUGGUCAGGCACUCAAACUGAAAACUGGUGUGAAAGGGGAUACACCAGCUACCUUGGCAAAUACAAGCUUUUGUAAAAAGGAACCUUGGGAGUCCCAGUCUUUCUGCAGUAAUUUUCCUCAUGAGGUCAUCUGUGCAGAUUCUUGGGGCCAGUCCUUGCUGGUUUCUACAGAUGCUGGCGUCUUGUUAAUAGAUGAUGGUCAAACUGCUGUUCAAGUAUUUGAUAAAACUCUGCAAAUAAAGCAGAUGCAUGUGUUGGAAGCUCUGGAUUAUUUGAUUGCCCGAACAGAUAAAGGGAAAGACUCCCGUCUCCUUGUCUUCAGAUUGAGUUCAGUCCAAAAAGAUAUAGAAACAAAGCAGGUGAUAAGAAGCAAAUAUGACUGCAGAGAAAAUAAAUUGGAGAGAACAAAAGGCUGCCAUUUAUAUGCUAUUAAUACUCACCAUGGUGGUGAACUGAGGAUUGUUGUGGCUAUUCGGAACAAACUACUUCUCAUCAUAAAGAAAUACAAUCCAUGCAACAGUUUAACAGGCAGCUCUCCAUCAUUAUCUGAAUCUCCAUUAGAGGAGUUCCAGUAUAUCCGGGAAAUAUGCCUUUCUGACCCUCCAGUGGUUAUGACGCUAGUUGAUGGACCUACUGAAGACAGUGACAAUAUGAUUUGUGUAGCUUAUCGGCAUCAGUUUGAUUUAGUUAACGAAAGUACUGGGGAGUCCUACAGACUGCAUCAUAUUGAAGCAAACAAGGUUAAUUUUGUUGCAGCUAUUGAUGUAUACGAAGAUGGUGAAGCUGGUCUACUAUUAUGUUAUAACUAUGUUUGCCAGUAUAGAAAAGUGUAUCCGUUUAAUGGUGGUUCUCCGCUGAUUCAGCCAUCAGCUUAUGAUUUUCACUUUUGCUGGAAUCAAGUUCCUUAUGCUGUUGUCUGUGCUUUCCCUUACAUACUUGCCUUCACUACUGAUUCCAUUGAAAUACGUUUAGUGGUGAAUGGAAACUUAGUCCACACAGCAGUUGUGCCUGAGCUUCAACUUGUAGCAUCAAGGUCGGAUAUUUAUUUUAAAGCUACUGCUGCAGUAAGCGGAUCAUCUCAUAGCAGUUCUAAGGAAAUGAGUUCAAGAAGUUCACCUCAAACACCUACAGCUUAUGACAUGCCAGAAUGUUCUCUUUCUUCUUCAGAAGUUUCAGGUGAAGUUACAUGUAAAAACUUGUAUAAAAUUCCUCUUAGUAAUCUGGUAGGGCGAAGCAUUGAACGACCUCUGAAGUCACCUUUGACUCCUAAAGUCGUCACUACUCCAACAUCCGGUGGCAUCACCUCUCUUCCUGUUACUCACUCACUAUCCUUAUCUCGCAUGGAAAUUAAAGAAAUUGCAAACAGAACACGUAAAGAAUUGCUGGGCCUCUUGGAUGAGCCUAUUCCCAAGACAGAAGGUUCACAGAAGCAAAAAAAGAUUCCUCGAAGACAGUCAGACCCCAAGCAGGGAGCAGUAAGAUCAACUAGUAGUGACAGAAUAAUCUCAGCCUCUUUCGAAAGCUAUUCUGAGGGUCGUCAUCUUUCCACUAGUUCAGAUCCUGAUUCUGUAGCAAACAGGGAGGAGAGCUCACCAUUUAGCUAUCCAUUUCAUCUGACUUCUUUAUCUGAUGAAGACAUCAUUGACUUGAAGUGAAGACAGACAAGACUGUUCCUUACUUCACCUUUUCUUACAACUCUGUGAGCUCUGUAGGAAUGUCACAAACAGUGCUUCUAGUGGUAAAAUGUGGCUGGAAGUAUUGGUGAUUAAUCUUUAUAGGUCUCAUGUUGUUCUGGCUUGCUUAGCCUGGUUUGGUGAUGCUUGCAUCUUUGAUGUCUGUUUGUUUUCUUAUUUUAGUUAAUGAACUAUUACUUUUCUGUGGUAUUUUAAAGGUAGGUUAUCAAUGAGAGCUUCAGGCUGAAAUUGAAGUAAAUAAAAAGUAUUUCUUAUUCUGAACUACCUGAAGUAGCAUUCUGCAAAGUUAAUUGCUGUUACUAAUGUUGUGAGUUGUUUUACAGCAGUGUGUGCAAUGUAGGAAGAAGAAUUUUGUAAUGAAAAUCACUCCUUUUGUUGUGUUUUUUUUUUUUUUUUAAUCUUAAAAAAGCUUAAAAAAAAAAAAAAAAAUCUU